CGCCAUCUUCAGCGUAGCCCCUGAAAGCUACGUUCUUUUCCCGGUGCGCCUAAGAAGGCAACCCUUGCGGUUAAGAGGCUUGGGCGCGGGGUACGCUGGGAGUUGUAGUCCCGGCGGACACAGCCUUACGGAGUCUCCGGAAGCGGAGGCGUGAGAGGCGGGGCUGUGCGCAGGCUCUGGGUAGCGGGACGCCUGACACCUGCGGGGCAUUGCUCCUGGGGCGGGUCAUGAACGGGCCGGCCGACGGCGAAGUGGACUACAAGAAGAAAUACCGGAACCUGAAGCGGAAGCUCAAGUUCCUCAUCUACGAACACGAGUGCUUCCAGGAGGAGCUGAGGAAGGCGCAGAGGAAGUUGCUGAAGGUGUCCCGGGAUAAGAGUUUCCUCCUAGACCGACUUCUGCAGUACGAGAACGUGGAUGAAGAUUCUUCUGACUCAGAUGCCACUGCAUCUUCAGAUAACAGCGAGACAGAGGGAACACCCAAGCUGUCGGACACGCCAGCCCCCAAGAGGAAGAGAAGCCCUCCGCUGGGGGGCGCCUCCUCCCCCUCCAGCCUCUCCCUGCCUCCUUCAACGGGGUUUCCCCUUCAGGCCUCCACGGCCCCCUCCCCGUACCUGAGCUCGCUGGCUUCCCCUCCCUACCCCCCAUUCCCUUCUGACUACCUGGCCCUGCAGCUGCCCGAGCCCAGCCCCCUGAGGCCCAAGCGGGAGAAACGGCCCCGCCUGCCCCGGAAACUCAAGAUGGCGGUGGGCCCCCCCGACUGCCCUGUGGGAGGGCCGCUGACCUUCCCGGGCCGGGGCUCGGGGGCCGGGGUGGGGGCAGCCCUGGCUCCACUGCCUCCACCCAAGAUGCCUCCCCCCACGAUUCUGAGCGCCGUCCCUCGGCAGAUGUUCAGUGAUGCGGGCAGCGGGGACGAUGCCCUGGACGGGGAUGACGACCUGGUGAUCGACAUCCCGGAGUGACCCCAUCUCUGGCUGAGCCCACGCCCUGUGCCUGACGCCAGCACACACGAGCCCCCAGCUUCCGCAGAGACGUUUAUUGACGCCCAGUUGCCAUGCUGCGGCCACUGACACAAUCAGAAGAGGCGUAAACAUGCACGGACGUCCCCCGGGAGGUGGGUCCCCACGGGGGGUGGGGGUGGGGGGGAGGGCAGAGGCCCUGCCCUCCCGUCCUGGCCCCAUCCAGGGGACAGUUCUUUAAAUGAGUGGCCGGGAGCAUCUGCCACCUCUGGGAGAGGCAGAGAGCCUGCGGUGGCCCCCGCAUUUAAAAGGGCAGCUGUACAGGGCUAGGUUGGUUGGUUGGUUUUUAACGAAGAUUCUGUAUUAAAGUAGUGGCUCUUUUUUUCGUUUUUGUUUUUUGUCCUUCUCUUUUUUGGAGACAUUCUC
Messenger RNA from Zalophus californianus (California sea lion), 1385 nucleotides. RefSeq names its product INO80 complex subunit E (gene INO80E). The coding region runs from base 228 to 962 and encodes 244 amino acids. The record is from RefSeq and is a predicted model, not a curated record. Gene Ontology annotation, biological process: chromatin remodeling. The transcript has 7 exons. Lineage: Eukaryota; Metazoa; Chordata; Mammalia; Carnivora; Otariidae. Gene Ontology annotation, cellular component: Ino80 complex; nucleus.